Molecule: messenger RNA, 1000 nt
Organism: Sapajus apella (tufted capuchin)
Lineage: Eukaryota; Metazoa; Chordata; Mammalia; Primates; Cebidae
Product: transmembrane channel-like protein 4
Exons: 2
Coding region: 487-978 (163 amino acids)
Cellular component (GO): plasma membrane
Molecular function (GO): mechanosensitive monoatomic ion channel activity
Source: RefSeq, a predicted model, not a curated record
CCGAAGUGCUGGGAUUACAGGUGUGAGCCACCAUGGCUGGCCUGCCCCCUUCUCUUGAUUCUCUCCACCUGCCGUUUCCUCUGGGUCUCUAUCUUCUUCUCAGGUCUUCCCACCCCAGCCCCUUCUCUGGGUGCCUGUACUUCCUCUGGGUCUCUGAUCUGGGUCUUUCAUAGAUUUUCUUUCUCCUUUCUGUCUUUGUCUCCCUUUCUCCCAAUCUCCUUCUGGGACCUCUGUCCCUCCUCCAAAUCUGUCUUCCUCAGGGCCUCUGCCCCUCUCACCCUUGGUUUCGGGCCCCUUCGAUCCAGGGCUCUGUCCCUAUCACCUAGGUUACUGCCUCUCUGAGGUUCCUGCACCCCAGGUCUGUGUCUGAAUCUCCCUUGGACUUUGCCUUCAGUGACUGUAUGUGUAUCUGCCUCUGACUCUCCAUCAUGUGGCAGCUCGCCUAGUGCCCAAGGCUUUAGGGUUCAUCUUCCCCAUUUCUCUCAUAUGAGAUGUCCCCCCAUAACCCUGUUCCUGGCUGUCCUUUCACAUCCCGUCUCCCGGGUCGCCCCUCUCAGCUCGGUGUCCGGGCUGAAGCAGACACUGCUGGCAGAGUCUGGGGCCCUGACCAGCUACAGCCACCGGGUGUUCUCGGCCUGGGAUUUCGGCCUCUGCGGGGACGUCCACGUGCGGCUGCGCCAGCGCAUCAUCUUGUACGAAUUACAGGUGGAGCUGGAGGAGACGAUGCUGCGUCGCCAGGCUGCGGUGCGGACGCUGGGCCAGCAAGCCAGGGUUUGGUCGGUGCGGGUGCUGCUCAACCUGCUGGUGGUCGCGCUCCUGGGGGCAGCGUUCUAUGGCGUCUACUGGGCUACACAGUCCACCGUGGAGCUACAGGUGCGGAGGGUCUUUGAAAAGGAAGUCGGGGGGUCCUGGAAGCUACAAUUCCAACGGUGGAGGGAGGGGACUGAAGUCUGGGAAGCCAGAUAUCUUAGGAAGUAAGGGGGCCGGAUGCGGUGGCUCA